Messenger RNA from Cervus elaphus (red deer), 628 nucleotides. RefSeq names its product trophoblast Kunitz domain protein 1-like. Gene Ontology annotation, molecular function: serine-type endopeptidase inhibitor activity. Bases 1 to 519 code for a protein of 172 amino acids. The transcript is spliced from 6 exons. Lineage: Eukaryota; Metazoa; Chordata; Mammalia; Artiodactyla; Cervidae. The record is from RefSeq and is a predicted model, not a curated record.
AUGAGCCAGCUCCGCCUCUCCACAGCCCUACUCUUCCUCCUGGUUAUCCUGGUUGACAGCACCCCAGUGUAUGAACACCAUACCCAAGAUCAAGGUCUGGAGACAAGCCAUAGAAGGAGACUUGAGAAGCGUUCACUAAUAGAUUUGGUUUCAGUUUUCAUCGAUGCUGUGGCUACAGUUGCCAACCUUUUUAAAGGAAUGGGAUUCAAUGAAAUAAAAGGAUUGGCUCAAACAAUGAGUCAGAUGAUGAUUUCUGGAAGGCAACUGGAGAACCAUACAGUAGAGGUGUUCCCAACACAAGUGCUCAAAGAAGAGAAUAAAGCAGAUUCUAAGCCUGCCUUCUGCCUGGAGCCUAAAUUAACAGGUCACGGCAAGGCCUCGAGGCCCAGGUACUUCUACAAUGCUGAGACUGGUCACUGUGAGCCGUUUACAUAUGGCGACCUCGGAGGGAACAAAAACAACUUUGUAACAGAAGAGGAGUGCAUGAAGACCUGCGGUCAAGAGGCAGGGUCCCUGUGAGAACAUGCAAAAAGGUCCCCAGGAACCCUGAAGUCUGAGGAGGACCCCUGCAGGGCUGGGUUUUGGCUGCUUCUGAAACUGCUCAGUCUCCUCGCAGUUCUCUCCUCUA